This is a messenger RNA of Lacerta agilis (Sand lizard), 1739 nucleotides long. It is a transcript of the gene MYCN, whose product is annotated as MYCN proto-oncogene, bHLH transcription factor. The transcript is spliced from 3 exons. Gene Ontology annotation, molecular function: protein dimerization activity; DNA-binding transcription factor activity, RNA polymerase II-specific; RNA polymerase II cis-regulatory region sequence-specific DNA binding. Bases 306 to 1730 code for a protein of 474 amino acids. Lineage: Eukaryota; Metazoa; Chordata; Lepidosauria; Squamata; Lacertidae. Gene Ontology annotation, biological process: regulation of transcription by RNA polymerase II. The record is from RefSeq and is a predicted model, not a curated record.
AUCUGUCUGCAAGCAAGGGUGGAUGAGGAGGCUUAAGCCCGGCUGGAGGGUGGGGAGGGGGGUCGACCGGGCUUGCUGGUGCUCUUGAAAGUGCAAGGACAUCCUCGGGCUUAACUCGCGCGCCCCCCACCCCCAGUCCUCUCUCCCUCGCCCCCCACGCACCCACCCAUUUUACGUGCAGCAGUCACCGCCAUCCAGCAGUUUGUGAUCCUGCCUAGAAAGGCUGUGGGGGGCAUCUCCUUUCACACCAAGUGGGGAACAAAAACAAAACACAAGAUUUCUUCUCGGAAGGAAAGUACGCAGAGAUGCCAGGGAUGGUCAGUAAAAACCCAGAUCUUGAAUUCGACUCCUUGCAGCCUUGCUUCUACCCAGACGAAGAUGAUUUUUAUUUGUGCGGUCCUGACUCCGCUCCCCCGGGGGAGGACAUCUGGAAAAAGUUUGAGCUACUGCCUACACCUCCCUUGUCUCCCAGCCCGGCAGGUCUGCAAGAAAACCCCCCCGGGGGAGCCCCGGUUUCGAGCUGGGGCGGGGCGGGGAAUCUAGGGGGGUUCCGAACCGGCGACCCUCUGGACUGGGCUUCGGAAUUGCUGCUGUUGCCCUCGGAAGCGGACCUGUGGGGAGGCGGCGACGGAGGGGACUCCUUCGAGACCGGCCUGGGGGAGAACAGCAACCUGAACGCCAUCAUCAUCCAGGACUGCAUGUGGAGCGGCUUUUCCGCCACCGAGAAGCUGGAGAGGGCAGCGGCGAACGAGAAGCCGCAGAGCAAAGGAGGAACAGCUGUCGCGCCUGCCACAGCUGGGUCUACAGCCCUCUCUGCUGCCGCUGCUGCAGCCACCGCCACCGCCGCAGCCAGCAGCUCUGGGAACAAUGGCAGCAGCAGCAGCCAGGCGCAGCUCAACAACUCUGUAUCGGAGUGCGUGGAUCCGGCCGUGGUUUUCCCCUUCCCUAUGAACAGGAGGGAGCCGGCAGCCCCUGCUGCAGCGGCUGGGAUCCGGGUGAACCUCGGCAGCAGCGGCAGCGAGGCUGUUCCAGGGGUGGCAGCUCCCGCUCAAAACAGCGGCUGCCACCCAAACGCAGCCAGUGACAGCCGGGCCGGCAGCAGCUCUGGCGAUGACACGCUCAGCGAUUCCGAUGAAGAUGAUGAAGAGGAGGAGGACGAGGAGGAAAUCGACGUGGUCACCGUGGAAAAGAGGCGGUCCUCUUCCUACAAGGCUGUGACCACCCUAACGAUUGCGAUGCGCCCCAAAAGCGCCACCUCUUUCGCCUCUGUGAGAACUCAGCCAAACGAAGUCAUCCUAAAGCGCUGUGCCCCUAUUCACCAGCAGCAUAAUUACGCCGCGCCUUCGCCUUACCUCGAAAGCGAGGAGGUUCCGCCCCAGAAAAAGCUAAAAACUGAAGCGCCCCGUCCCGUCAAAGCCAUGACCCAACCCAAGGCCAAGAGCUCCAGCCCUCGGAGCUCCGAUUCGGAAGACAGCGAGCGCAGGCGCAACCACAACAUCUUGGAGCGCCAGCGGCGCAACGACCUGAGGUCGAGUUUCCUCACGCUAAGGGACCAUGUGCCGGAACUGGUGAAAAACGAGAAAGCGGCCAAAGUCGUCAUCUUGAAAAAAGCCACCGAGUACGUUCAUUCGCUACACGCCGAGGAGCACAAGCUGUUGCUAGAAAAGGAAAAACUGCAAGUUAGACAACAGCAGCUGAUAAAGAAAUUGGAGCACAUGCAGACUUGCUAAAAACAAAAA